Ailuropoda melanoleuca (giant panda) is the source of this 2456-nucleotide messenger RNA. RefSeq names its product paired box 6 (gene PAX6). NCBI's taxonomy places the organism in Eukaryota, Metazoa, Chordata, Mammalia, Carnivora, Ursidae. Bases 844 to 2154 code for a protein of 436 amino acids. Gene Ontology annotation, molecular function: RNA polymerase II cis-regulatory region sequence-specific DNA binding; DNA-binding transcription factor activity, RNA polymerase II-specific. The transcript is spliced from 14 exons. Gene Ontology annotation, biological process: anatomical structure development; regulation of transcription by RNA polymerase II. The record is from RefSeq and is a predicted model, not a curated record.
UGUCCUCUACCCCAAAUCUUCCACCUCCCCUGCAACUCCACCAGCAAACUCCGAGAUAACUCCAGAUUUCGCAGGACUAGACAGCCGCUCCCUCCCCUGUCACCUUAACUGCGUGCGCCAAGGGGCGCCUUUGGAGUGUACUGAGGUGUGUCCUAAUCGUCCGGCAUUCAACAAAUGGACUUCUGGUGUGUGGUCAGAAGAGAAAAGCCAUUUGCUUACUUUCCUCCCCGUUUUCUGGCAACAGCUGAGGGGAGCUGCCUCCUGGGACUGAGCAGACCCUGGAGAAGGAAUCGCGGUGUGGAGACACACGCAUCACACACAGAUAACCAGUGGAACACAUCGACACACGCUGACACACGGCAUCGCUGGCGAGGACACAUACACACGACUCUUCCCCAGCAUUGGUCAACUUCCUCCACCCCAGGCCUCCACCACCCCUCCUCCCCUCUCAUCUCCCCCUCGAGUCCCCUCCUCUCAGGCUCCUGGAAAAGCAGCCGCACUUAGUCAACAAAUGGCACGUGGGAGAAGUUGGGAUCUGAGAAUUGCUCUCACAUACCAAACCAGCAGCGUCCGUGGAGAAAACUCUCACCAGCAACUCCUUUAAAACACCGUCAUUGCAAACCAUUGUGGUCUUUAAGCAACAACAACAACAACAAAACCCCAACCAACCAAAACUCUUGACAGGAGCUUUGACGAGAGAGGAUGCCUCAUAAAGGGGGAAGACUUUAACUAGGGUUGCGCAGAUGUGUGAGACCUUUUAUUGUAAGAGUGGACAGACAUCCCAGAAUUCAGAGCCCCAUAUUGGAACCCCGUGGGAUCCCAGGGCCCCCAGCCAGCGCCAGCAUGCAGAACAGUCACAGCGGAGUGAAUCAGCUCGGUGGUGUCUUUGUCAACGGGCGGCCACUGCCGGACUCCACCCGGCAGAAGAUCGUAGAGCUAGCUCACAGCGGGGCCCGGCCGUGCGACAUUUCCCGAAUUCUGCAGACCCAUGCAGAUGCAAAAGUCCAAGUGCUGGACAAUCAAAACGUGUCCAACGGAUGUGUGAGUAAAAUUCUGGGCAGGUAUUACGAGACUGGCUCCAUCAGACCCAGGGCAAUCGGUGGUAGUAAACCGAGAGUAGCGACUCCAGAAGUUGUAAGCAAAAUAGCCCAGUAUAAGCGGGAGUGCCCGUCCAUCUUUGCUUGGGAAAUCCGAGACAGAUUAUUGUCCGAGGGGGUCUGUACCAACGAUAACAUACCAAGUGUGUCAUCAAUAAACAGAGUUCUUCGCAACCUGGCUAGCGAAAAGCAACAGAUGGGUGCAGACGGCAUGUAUGAUAAGCUAAGGAUGUUGAAUGGGCAGACCGGAAGCUGGGGCACCCGCCCGGGUUGGUAUCCGGGGACUUCUGUGCCAGGGCAACCUACGCAAGAUGGCUGCCAGCAACAGGAAGGAGGGGGAGAGAAUACCAACUCCAUCAGCUCCAACGGAGAAGAUUCAGAUGAGGCCCAAAUGCGACUUCAGCUAAAGCGGAAACUGCAGAGAAACAGAACAUCCUUUACCCAAGAGCAAAUUGAGGCCCUGGAGAAAGAGUUUGAGAGAACCCAUUAUCCAGAUGUGUUUGCCCGAGAAAGACUAGCGGCCAAAAUCGAUCUACCUGAAGCAAGAAUACAGGUAUGGUUUUCUAAUCGGAGGGCCAAAUGGAGAAGAGAAGAAAAACUGAGGAACCAGAGAAGACAGGCCAGCAACACACCCAGUCACAUCCCCAUCAGCAGUAGUUUCAGCACCAGUGUCUACCAGCCGAUCCCACAACCCACCACGCCUGUUUCCUCCUUCACGUCCGGCUCCAUGUUGGGCCGGACAGACACAGCCCUCACAAACACAUACAGCGCUCUGCCGCCCAUGCCCAGCUUCACCAUGGCGAAUAACCUGCCUAUGCAACCCCCGGUCCCCAGCCAGACCUCCUCGUACUCCUGCAUGCUGCCCACCAGCCCUUCGGUGAACGGGCGGAGUUACGACACCUACACCCCCCCACAUAUGCAGACACACAUGAACAGUCAGCCGAUGGGGACCUCGGGCACCACUUCCACAGGACUCAUUUCCCCUGGUGUGUCAGUUCCAGUUCAAGUUCCUGGAAGUGAACCUGAUAUGUCUCAGUAUUGGCCAAGAUUACAGUAAAAAAAAAAAAAAAAAAAAAAAAAAAAAAAAAAGGAUAUAUUGUGUUAAUUCAGUCAGUGACUGUGGACACAACAGUUGGGCGUUCAGGAAGGAAAGAGAAAUGGCUGUUAGAAGCACUUCAGUUCUGCAAUUGUGUCCUGUAUUGUACCACUGGGGAAUGGACUUGAAACAAGGACCUUUGUACACAGAAGGCACGGUAUCAGUUGGAACAAAUCUUCAUUUUGGUAUCCAAACUUUUAUUCAUUUUGGUGUAUUAUUUGUAAAUGGGCAUUUGUAUGUUAUGAAAAAAAGAACAACGUAGA